UUCCUUUCUCGCGAGCAUAAACCAACCCAGCUCACACGAAGCGACCCUUCCCCCCCGCUUCUCUCUCGUCUCUCCCCCCAGCAGCAAUGGCGUUCUGUGGCGCGGCGGCGGUGAAGAAGAAGAAGAACUCGUAGACGGCGGCAGUUUCUGUAUCGUCAAGACCUAGAAGGCCGCAUUUGGAGCCUGGAGGCCGUCUGCCGCAGAUUUAAGCGAGCUUCAUCUCUCGUAGCGUCUUCCCUCUCACAGAAUCGCGUUCUCGCGGCGUUUCCUGGAGCAUUUUGGGAUACCUCCGUGGCAAAAAUCCCACCUUGUGCCAUCUGGGAUCCAACUCGCAGCAAUGCAUCCUCUCUUGCUGGUUCUCGUCCACCUCGUCUUCUUGGCGGAGGCCAAAGGCGCCGGCCGCGGCGCGGGCUCGGUGGCGGCGCUGAACGAUGACGUGCUGGGGCUGAUUGUGUUCAAGGCCGACGUGGUGGACCCGGAGGGGCGCCUCGCGACGUGGAGCGAGGACGAUGAGCGGGCCUGCGCAUGGGCCGGCGUCACCUGCGACCCGCGCACCAGCCGCGUCUCCGGGCUCUCCCUCGACGGCUUCGGCCUCUCCGGCAAGCUCGGCAGGGGCCUCCUCCGCCUCGAGUCGCUCCAGUCGCUCUCCCUCUCCCGCAACAACUUCUCCGGCGACCUCCCUGCCGACCUCGCCCGCCUCCCGGACCUCCAGUCGCUGGACCUCAGCUCCAACGCCUUCUCGGGCGCCGUUCCUGACGGAUUCUUCGGCAAGUGCCACUCCCUCCGCGACGUCUCCCUCGCCAACAACGCCUUCUCCGGUGGCAUCCCUGAUGUCGGCGGAUGCGCCACGCUCGCCUCUCUGAACAUGUCGUCCAAUCGCCUUGCGGGGACGCUACCUGGCGGCAUUUGGUCCCUGAACGCCCUUCGAACUCUGGACCUCUCUGGCAAUGCCAUCACUGGUGACUUGCCUGUAGGCAUCAGCAAGAUGUUCAAUCUGCGGGCACUGAACUUGCGUAGCAACCGCCUCACGGGCAGCCUCCCGGAUGACAUUGGGGACUGCCCGCUGCUUAGGUCAGUGAACCUCAGGUCCAAUUCGCUGUCGGGCAACUUACCGGAGUCCCUGCGAAGGCUCUCCAGUUGCACAGACCUUGACUUGAGCUCAAAUGAGCUCACCGGGACUGUUCCAACCUGGAUUGGAGAAAUGGCGAGCUUGGAGAUGCUAGAUUUGUCGGGGAACAAGUUCUCCGGGGAGAUUCCGGAAUCUAUUGGCGGACUCAUGUCAUUGAGGGAGUUGAGGUUGUCUGGAAAUGGGUUCACUGGUGGCUUGCCUGAGUCAAUUGGGCGAUGCAGAAGCCUAGUGCAUGUCGACGUGAGCUGGAAUUCCCUGACUGGCAGCCUGCCUGCCUGGAUCUUUUCAUCCGGCGUGCAAUGGGUGUCGGUCUCGGAUAACACUUUGAGUGGUGAGGUACUGGUUCCUGUGAAUGCUUCCUCUGUGAUUCAAGGUGUGGACCUGUCAAGCAACGCAUUCUCAGGACCAAUCCCAUCGGAGAUCUCACAACUGCUGACGUUACAGUCGUUGAACAUUUCUUGGAACUCACUGUCUGGGAGUAUUCCAGCCAGUAUCAUGGAGAUGAAAUCACUGGAGUUGCUUGAUUUGAGUGCUAAUAGGCUCAAUGGGAGGAUUCCAGCUACCAUUGGAGGAAAGUCGUUGAAAGUGUUGAGGCUGGGGAAGAACUCCCUUGCUGGAGAAAUUCCAGUCCAGAUUGGCGAUUGCUCUGCCCUUGCUUCACUGGAUCUAUCACAUAAUGGUCUAACAGGAGCUAUUCCAGCAACCAUAGCCAAUCUCACCAAUCUUCAGACAGCUGAUCUUUCUCGGAAUAAGCUCACCGGUGGUCUGCCAAAGCAGCUCUCCAACCUUGCCCACCUCAUUCGCUUCAAUGUUUCACAUAACCAGCUCUCUGGGGAUCUCCCUCCUGGUAGCUUUUUUGAUACUAUCCCCUUCUCAUCAGUGUCUGACAAUCCUGGCCUUUGCGGUUCAAAGCUCAACUCUUCUUGUCCUGGUGUGCUACCAAAACCAAUUGUACUGAAUCCAGACUCUUCCUCCAAUCCGCUAGCACAGACGGAACCUGUGCUAGAGGGGCUCCGUCACAAGAAAACCAUACUGAGCAUCUCAGCCCUUGUUGCAAUUGGUGCUGCUGUUCUCAUUGCUGUUGGCAUCAUAACCAUUACUGUUCUUAACCUUCGAGUUCGUUCACCGGCUUCUCAUUCUGCCCCUGUACUAGAACUCUCAGAUGGAUAUCUCAGUCAGUCUCCCACAACUGAUGUGAACGCAGGCAAGCUUGUAAUGUUUGGAGGAGGCAAUUCAGAAUUCAGUGCAAGUACCCAUGCUCUCCUGAACAAGGACUGUGAGCUUGGCCGUGGUGGUUUUGGCACUGUAUACAAGACAACUCUCCGAGAUGGCCAACCUGUUGCCAUAAAGAAACUGACUGUGUCAAGCUUGGUUAAAUCUCAAGAUGAAUUCGAGAGGGAAGUGAAGAUGUUGGGCAAGCUACGCCACCACAACCUUGUUGCACUCAAGGGCUAUUAUUGGACACCAUCGCUUCAGCUUCUUAUCUAUGAGUUUGUCUCUGGGGGCAACUUACAUAAACUACUGCAUGAGUUGUCCACUGUAAGUUGCCUUUCAUGGAAGGAAAGAUUUGAUAUAGUUCUUGGUAUAGCAAGAAGCCUGGCUCACCUCCACCGGCAUGACAUUAUCCACUACAAUCUGAAGUCAAGCAACAUUAUGCUCAAUGGAUCUGGUGAGGCCAAGGUGGGGGACUACGGAUUAGCAAAGCUACUGCCUAUGUUGGAUCGGUAUGUUCUAAGCAGUAAGGUACAGAGUGCACUUGGUUACAUGGCACCAGAAUUUACAUGCAGGACUGUAAAGAUAACUGAUAAAUGUGAUGUUUAUGGAUUUGGAGUUCUUGUCCUUGAGGUCAUGACUGGGAAGACACCAGUGGAGUACAUGGAAGAUGAUGUUAUUGUUCUGUGUGAUGUGGUGAGAGCUGCUUUAGAUGAAGGAAAAGUGGAAGAAUGUGUUGAUGAGAGGCUUUGCGGGAAAUUUCCGCUGGAGGAAGCUGUUCCUAUCAUGAAACUUGGCUUAGUCUGUACUUCUCAGGUUCCUUCCAAUAGGCCAGACAUGAGUGAGGUGGUGAAUAUAUUGGAGUUGAUCAGAUGCCCUCCGGACAGCCCAGAAACUGAAUUAGGUUAAGCUCUAUCUGCUUUGGUCUUCUUUUUGGUGGAUCUUGUCUCAUUUUGGAGUCCUUGGCUUGGUAACCGAUUAAAUGAUGAAAGUGGAAGGACAUUCUAUCUAGUUUACUUUAGGUCGUAGGAGCAAGCCAAAGUGUGAAGUGCCAAGGUAGUCAUUUGAUAGUCAAGGAAUUAUGCCAUGCAUGCAAUGGUUUCAUGGCCUAUAUCUGUUGAUGUGUUUGACUUUGAUCCUCAUCAGUAUGAUGUCUGUUGUGGAUCCUCUCACAUCAAUUAUAUAAGCAUGAGAUUUCUGUAGAAAAUAUUGAUGCUCGCUCUUACUGUUCUGGUGGCUUCACUGCAAGUUGUCUGUAGUUUCGGUUUCAAUUAUGCAUCGUGAUCAUGUAAUGCUACUUGUGUAGUGUGUCCCCCGCCCCCUUUCUAGCAUUUUUAGUACUCCCUCCGUCCAACAAAAGAUGUCUCAAGUUUGUUAAAAUUUGGAUGUAUCUAGACAUGACUUAGUGUAUAGAUGCAUUCAAAUUUAGUCAAAAUUGAGACAUCCUUUGUUGCACGGAGGAAGUAGAAGCUUGCCACAUGUUGGUGUCUGCCUUUUCUAACCACCUAUAGCUAUGGCCAUCCUAUUGAUGUAAUCCUGUCAUUUCUAGGUAGGUCUAUCUGUAAUGUAGAACUUAUAUGCAAUUGAGCCCCGAUAAAUCCAUGUGUAUAUCUGCA
Messenger RNA from Brachypodium distachyon (stiff brome), 3957 nucleotides. RefSeq names its product probable LRR receptor-like serine/threonine-protein kinase IRK. The coding region runs from base 338 to 3250 and encodes 970 amino acids. Gene Ontology annotation, molecular function: protein kinase activity; ATP binding; protein binding. The transcript has 3 exons. Gene Ontology annotation, biological process: protein phosphorylation. The record is from RefSeq and is a predicted model, not a curated record. NCBI's taxonomy places the organism in Eukaryota, Viridiplantae, Streptophyta, Magnoliopsida, Poales, Poaceae.